This is a messenger RNA of Marchantia polymorpha subsp. ruderalis, 892 nucleotides long. Lineage: Eukaryota; Viridiplantae; Streptophyta; Marchantiopsida; Marchantiales; Marchantiaceae. The record is from the annotation of a GenBank genome assembly.
CGUCUCGUCUCGUGCGCAGCUGACGGCCGAUCGGACCCCUCGCAGGCCCUCCUCUGGGCAGGGGGUCCCUGCCUGGAGUGUGUGCGCGCAACACUGCGAUCGGAUUCAUCGGUCCCGAUGGCUUUCCGCUGCUGUGGCUGGUUUGGAGGAGGGAUUGUUGUUGUUUAGGGAGGGCAGAAUAAUGUCCAUCGCGGCACAUCUGUCAUGCACUUACGUUCUGCGGCUUUUGUUUUGAACUGUGUCGUGCAUGGAUGCGAAUAUACGCUUCGGAGAGCGAUGGCUGCUGCCAGGCUGCAGGUACAGAAUCUGGAUGUACUGUGCUGAUGGAAUUCUCGCGCAUCGUAGGGGGAGGAAUGAUGUGAAACAGAGGAGAUCCGCUUGGUUCGAUUGUUUUAAUGGAUCUAGUUCGUGUAGCGUGCGUGAGCUCUGCCGGCAUAUGGAUGACAGCAGCUUAUGAGAUGGUCUGACUGUUGUACUUCUCGGCUGUACCAUCUUUGAUAGCCCAGCGAUCAAAGAUGAACCUGAAUUGUAUUUCAUAUUUGGUUUCCUAUAUUGUACUUCAUUUCAUUCCUUCCUUCCUUCCCGCGAGCAUUUUUUGAUGCAGCAGAGAGUUUCCCGACGAGCCCUUCCUCAGUUCCGCAUGAGAUGAAACUGUGCCAACAGUUGAGCACAGUGCAUGGAAAGAUAUUAAGUCAUCUCGCUACAGCUACAGGCGAUCCAGCUACAAAAUAUAUGGCGAACAGAAGGAAUGACAGUCAUCGUUCCAACUUGCAAAGCCCAUGGUCUCCUCAAAUUGCGCCCAUUCAGCAGCGAAAAGGCUACAGCUCCAGAACUGCAUGAGGUGAUGAGAUUAGAUUAGAUUAAUACGGAGGGGUGGCGAGCAUUGGACUGG